GGAUAUUUAGAAAUUUCUUUCUCACUUCCCCCUAUUAAUAUCUGCCCAAACACUCCAUUUCUCCAGUCACCGGCGCCGGCGACGACAUCUAUGAAUUGACCAAAUUACCCUUCUUCUCUUCUACAACAACACCAGAAAAUCGGAAGGACUUAAAAGGUAAUUUUCGCAUGGGCGCAUCAUUGUCCAGCCUAACGGAGAACGAAUCGACGGCCAACGGUAGACCAGGUCUCGGCGAUAUACCGGAAAACUGUGUAGCAUGUGUGUUUAUGUACCUUACCCCACCGGAAAUCUGUAAUCUUGCUAGACUUAAUCACGCCUUUCGUGGAGCUGCAUCUUCUGACUCCGUUUGGGAUUCUAAGCUUCCGUCUAAUUACCACCACCUGCUCGACGUUUUGCCUCAGAGAAUAUACGAAGGUCUUUCCAAAAAAGACAUCUUUGCUUUCUUAUCUCGUCCUGUUCCAUUUGAUGACGGCAAUAAGGAAGUUUGGUUGGAUAGAAUUAGUGGAAGGAUUUGCAUGUCUAUCUCCACGAAAGCAAUGUUGAUAACUAGUGGAGAAGACAGAAGACAUUGGAACUGGUUUCCUACUGAAGAGUCAAGGUUCCAUGUCGUGGCGUAUUGCCAGCAAGUAUGGUGGUUUGAAGUAAGCGGGUCAGUGAAGUUCCCAUUUCCUCCAGAUAUAUACACACUAACAUUUAGGGUUCGCCUUGGGAAAUUUUACAAGAGACUUGGUCGACGUGUUUGCAACUUUGAGCAUACUCAUGGAUGGGAUUUAGGGCCAGUUCGAUAUGAACUGUUUACAUCUGAUGGGCAACAUGCAGUGAGUGAGUACUCCCUAGAUGAUAGCGAUCAAGAUGAUGCAAAUGCAAAUCUAAAGCGUGGCGACUGGAUAGAGUACAAGGUGGGUGAAUUUAUAGUGAGUAGGUCCGACCCUGCUACUGAAGUUAGAUUUUCAAUGAAACAGAUCGAUUGCACACAUUCAAAAGGUGGACUCUGUGUAGAUUCUGUAUCGAUUGCCCCAAGUGAUCUGAAAGCAGGUAGAAGAAAAGGGGUGUCAAAGUAUCAGUAAGUCAUCUGUUUCUAUUUUUUUCCACUGCUCUCAGAAAGUUUUGGUCCUUUGGAAACCUCUCUACAUCUACAAGGUCGGGGGUAACGUCUGCGUACACUCUACUCUUCCCAGACCCCACUUGUGGGAUUUCACUGGGUAUGUUGUUGUUGUCCUAGAAAGUUUUGGUUGGGGUUCCGUUAUGGGGCAUAUACUACCUAAAAACAUUGAUUUCGUGGAGGAUAGUCAUUGCCAUUUUUUGCCGUAGGUAUAUCCCCGUGUCCAUGUAAAUGUUACUAUGUCAUCUUUGGUCCAGUUUUGUUGCAUAGAAUCUCAUCUGCAGAAGAUGAAGAAAAUAUACUUGGCUCAUCGGUCAUUGAUAAUGUAAAGGUUCUGAUAUUAUUUAUGUCAGUACUAUAUUUGAAGCACCCCUGUUCUUGUGUUA
Molecule: messenger RNA, 1488 nt
Organism: Solanum tuberosum (potato)
Lineage: Eukaryota; Viridiplantae; Streptophyta; Magnoliopsida; Solanales; Solanaceae
Product: F-box protein PP2-A15-like
Exons: 3
Coding region: 168-1067 (299 amino acids)
Molecular function (GO): protein binding
Source: RefSeq, a predicted model, not a curated record